GUCGGCGCCUGGCGGGGGCGAGACUUUCGAGCUGGCCCGCAUGCUUGCCAAGCGAAAAGCGCGAGCCGCAUCAAUUCUCCGUCGCUCGGCGAAGCUCGCGUGGACCAACCGCUGGUGGGGGCUCUUGCGCGUCGCGGCCCAAGACGCGCCCAUGGCCACCCUGACGGGCGAAGGCUCCCUGGCACUAUCGGGGGAGCUGCCGGAGAGGACGAACCAGACCUGGCCGAAGUGCUGCUGGCAGACACCGCUGGCCUACCUGCUAG
Messenger RNA from Prorocentrum cordatum, 263 nucleotides. NCBI's taxonomy places the organism in Eukaryota, Dinophyceae, Prorocentrales, Prorocentraceae. The record is from the annotation of a GenBank genome assembly.